Pogona vitticeps (central bearded dragon) is the source of this 1315-nucleotide messenger RNA. Lineage: Eukaryota; Metazoa; Chordata; Lepidosauria; Squamata; Agamidae. The record is from RefSeq and is a predicted model, not a curated record.
CUGACACCCAGUUGGUGUUCUAGUCUAGCUGACACCUGGUUUGGCAGCGGCGGAACUGGCAGCAUGGAGCUGAACGUGAACCACGGGGUGACAAAGUCCUUGCCGGAGAUCGGAAUGUGUCUUUACAGGUUGGAGGAAGAAUCCAAAAAGGAGCAGCCGUGGCAUCCUACCCACCUUCAUGUGGUUGUCCUGCGUGCCUGCUGUCUGCGUGCCAAGGGGACCACGGGCACCAGCAACCCCUAUGUUGUGAUUCAGCUGCAGAAGCAAAAGUUUCGGACAUCGGUAUUAUCCCACUGCCUAAGUCCUGAAUGGCACGAGGAGUGUACACUGCAUCUGCCUGCCACCCUGGAUGAUUUAGAAGAGCACGCCCUCCUCCUUACCGUCAUGCACCGGUCCUCGCAUCAUUUCAACCAGUUCCUGGGCAGAGUCUGCCUGCCUCUUGCGUCACUCUUUCAGGAUAAGACAAGGAGGAGAAACGAGUGGUUUGUGUUGCAGUCCCAACCUGGAAGAAAGGAGAAGGCAAGAGGAAAAUUGCAGCUUGAUAUACAGUUCUUACAGAUCGCCUCACCAGCCAGUGAGAUGGCAUUAAAUCCCCACAGACCCUGGGCCCUCUUCCACAGAUUCUGUGGGAGCAAGAAGGGCAGGAAGUACCAGGUGGCAAAAGAGGCUUCAUCUCAGUCCAGCACCUUGGCAAAUGAUGAGGGUUCAUCGUCUUCCAGUGUGAACACCGAGCUGGAGGCUUCAGCCAUGACAUCUGGACCCAAGUUGGGCAGUGCCUUGCACACGGCUGCAGCAAUCUCUGUUGGAAAGAAACCAACAUCUGUAACUCAGCUGCAGAAAUUGAUCCCAUGUGACUACAAGGAAUUGUCAUCGAAUCCUGUGAACACAACUCAGUCUGAGCAUCCAAGUACACUGGAAAAAUUCAGCAAUCUCUUUACCCAACAACACAAGAAAAAAUCAAAGCCUCUGAAAGAGGAGAGAAAUCCAGAGGCAGCAGGCAUUUCCAUGGAGGCUUGGCAAGGAUCUCUCCCUCCUCUUCAUGUUGCAGGGCCCAGUGAUAUCCCACCACGUGCACUGACCCUCCACCUCUCUCCUGUCAGCCUUCAACCAACCCCCAGUGCCUCCACAACCAACUCCGUUCCCAGCCACUUCCGCAGAUGCCAGAUGCAGCUACACAGGAGAUGCCAAUUUUGUCGUAGGUGUUUUGGCCUAAUGUCUUGAUGCUCAGAUUUCACCUUUUUCUGUCCCUUUUUUUUCCUGCACCAAACAUAUUGGAAGAGCCAUGAAUAUACAAAUGCAGGAAUUGUGGUUUGUU